Colletotrichum abscissum is the source of this 387-nucleotide messenger RNA. RefSeq lists its product as uncharacterized. Lineage: Eukaryota; Fungi; Ascomycota; Sordariomycetes; Glomerellales; Glomerellaceae. The transcript has 3 exons. Gene Ontology annotation, cellular component: cytosol. The record is from RefSeq and is a predicted model, not a curated record. Gene Ontology annotation, molecular function: protein-disulfide reductase [NAD(P)H] activity. Bases 1 to 387 code for a protein of 128 amino acids.
AUGCCCGUCAUCACCACAAAGGAGUCUGCUUCGGCCGUCGCCGCGGCCCUCGUGGCCGAGGCCAGCGAGACCAAGCCGGCUUUCCUCGUCGUCUACGCGUCGCACCGCAACGGAAAGUCUUGGUGCGGCGACUGUACCGCCGCGGAGCCGUACAUUGAGAAGAAGUUUGGCGGCGGCGAAGAGACCGUCCGGGUUGUUUACGCGGGGCUGCCCGAUGAAUGGAGAACGAAGGAGAACCCGUGGAGACAGGCGCCGUUCAGCGUGACCAACCUGCCUACUCUCAUCAAGGUCUCAGGAGAAAAGAAGUGGGAGAAGCUGGUCGAGGCGGACGUCUACGACCAGAAAAAGCUUGACGCCUUUGUCGGCAGCGGCAGCAGUCGGUUGUAA